GCUUGAAUUUGUGGAAAACCGAUGCAUGCAAAACUGAACGCCGGUCACAGGAAUAAACAUUACCGUCACUGCACAAGACUGAAGACGGUGCAGUUUCUGGACUCCAAGAACAUCUUGGCACUAUGGCGCCCUCUCCAGGGGAGUCAGGUUACCUUGACAACCACAGGAUGCCUACCCACAGGCCCUGAGACAGAGAAAAGGCACGGCCAGAGAAGGAGGGAAAGAGAGCGAAAAGAGACAAAAAAGGAGGCAAGAUACUUUCCAGCCCCAACUUUAUUUCCUUUUCUUUUAGUUUGUGUGUUUUCAAAACAGGCCUGAUGGUUGCCAGUGGGUUGGGAGGAAGACCCAAGGAGUGAGAUCCAACAUCUGUAAACAGGGGGCCAUGCGCGUUGCACUGCGGCCACGCAGUGGUUGCCUGGUGCUCUGUCUGUGCCUGUCUGUGUUCACCCUGCUGCUACAGAGCCUCUGGGUGCCUCUGGAGAUGACCAGGGAAGAACCUGCUGGGAGGUCACCUGAAGAACAGGGGCAGCGAGGUCUUGGCUUUCGUAGGCUGGCUCUUCGCUUGGAGGCUUUGAAUACUCAGGUGCAGAGGCUGAGCAGAGAGAUAGAUGCCACCAAGAUGACCAGAGAUGAUCUCAGCCUGCUACUGCAGAGCUUUAGACAGGACCAGCAAGGCUUGGCCCACUUGGUAGAGAGGGAGCUGAAGAGAGUGUCCCAUAGACUUGACCAGCUCAGCCGUCAUCACCACCAUCACCAUCAGUCUCAAACAACUCCACCACAUGAUAACCACAGACUACACACAGGGCCCAAUGAGAAGUGUGAGGUGCCAAUUGAUCCUGCAUAUCCGGUGUGUGCGGAGAAAGUGGAGUUUCUGCAGGCCCGUUGGCAGUCAGACCCCUGCUAUACCUUUUAUGGAGUGGAUGGCACCACCUGCUCCAUACUGACUUAUCUCAGCCAAAUAGAAGACUUUUGUCCUCCUCCUCCUGGAGGGAACCACUCUACACCACCAUGGCACCAGAAACCUCAGUCCUAUACAGAGAAGGCUGAAAUACGUACAACUCUGAGCCCACUUUAUGAGGCCAUCAGCAACAACAGCAGUCCUGCAAUAAGAUUCAUCCGGUCCAGGGUGGAAAGGAUGUCUGAACGGUGGAUACAUGCUGGUCUGAGGAUGAGGCAGAGCAGCAACAAGACAGUUUCAUCCCAGAUGAGGGUGCUGCUUUAUCCCGGUGCUCUGGCUGGGAGUGUUGGCCAGCAUUUUGAAGCCAUGGUGGAGAGAGGGGGUCCUCUAGGGGAGCUGGUCCAGUGGGCUGACCUCAGUGCGUGUCUGACCAUCCUGGGCCACAACCUGACCCUCAGCACCUCACAGCAACACCUCCACAGCUUGAUAGGUGCUGCUCCAGGCCGAGGCAGUUGUCCGAUCCAGAGGCCCCUGACCUUUGACGUUGUCUAUACUGACUACCAUGGCCUUGCUCACCUUCAAGUAGCCAUGGGGCUGGCUUUCCUGCAUUACCAGUGCCGCUUCAGAAUCCUGGACUCAUUUGGCACUGAACCAGCCUUUAAUUUGGGAAGUUAUGCAAGGAUCCGUGGAUAUAAAACACUGUGGGGCAGCUGGGGUCUCCAGCCUCUGCAGUACAUGACCAUGUUCCCUCAUACUCCUGAUAACUCCUUCCUGGGCUUUGUAAGUGAGGAGGCAGCAAGGGCGGAGGUGAGAGAGGAGGAGCUGGAGUCAGACACCUACAGGAAAGACAAGAUAGCAGUUGUCUAUGGUAAACAGGAUUACAUGUGGCAGGGUAAAUCAGAGUAUGUGGAGGUGAUCAGUGAAGAGCUGGAGACCCAUGCCACAGUCUACCAGCCUGAAGGACACGCUUCUAAUUUGCCCAGCUUUAUCAGAAACCACGGCCUGCUGACUCAGGAACACUUCCUACAACUUCUCCGCAGAGCCAAGGUGUUUGUAGGUCUUGGUUUCCCCUAUGAGGGUCCAGCUCCCAUUGAGGCAAUAGCUCUGGGCUGCAUCUUCCUCCAGCCACGAUUUGACCCACCACACUCCCCAGACAAUAAUGACUUCUACAAAGGCAAGCCCACCACAAGACAGAUCUCCUCUCAGCACCCAUAUGCUGAAGAAUUCAUCAGUAAACCCCACGUGUGGACUGUGGACAUGACCAACAGGACAGAUGUACGGGAAGCAGUCAAAGCUAUUCUACGCGCAGAGGUGAAGCCUUUCACUCCCAGAGAGUUCACAUGUGAGGGAAUGCUGGAGCGGGUUCAUGGUUAUAUCACUCACCAGAAUUUCUGCAGUAAGUCUGUCCCUACAUGGCCACCAGAAAGUACUCUAAGGGCGCACCUGGGUCCUCUGGGUCAGUCGUGUGUGAGUGUGUGUCGACACUCCUCUCUCGUGUGUGAGCCUGCUCUGUUUCACCACCUCAACAGCCCUGCCGCGUUCACUAGGCUCGGGCUGGGUUGUUCCAGCAUGGUGCAGGAAGUCAACCAUCUGUUUCCUUCCUACAGCCCUUGGGGUCGGCGAUGUGGCCUUCAGCAGGAACCACUGCUGUUUAGUUGUGCCGGUUCUGAUCCUUCCCACCGCAGACUGUGUCCCUGCAGAGCUCACCUACCUGGACAGGUGGCACUGCAUCCUGACAUCCUUUAACAACACUGUGAAAGGACUCAGGGAAUAGCACGGAGAAAAGAGGAAAAAGCUAAUAUGAUGAAGACAGCACCAAAGAACCAUCUGCAAUGCUUAAUGUAGAGUUAAAGUGAUCUCAACCAAAGAAAGCAAGCUGUCCUGCCAACACUAUUGAAAGGUUUGUGGUCUCAUAGAGAGGCUGAGGGACUGCAUUUUAUUAUGAUGCACACAUAAUUAAAAAUAAAUAAUUUUCAGUGCUCCGGUAAUCUGAAGGAAUUAUCUCAGUCAGCAACCCUAGCAUUUAGGUUUUCAUAACAAUUUCGGAGUUAUGAAUUUAUCAUGAACAGAUCAGAAGAUAUUGCUGCUCGUCCCUUAGGCAUCCAACAUUGCAUUAAAAAAAUAAUAUGAGAGAGGCCGUGCCAAAUGGUUAAAGUUGUUCUGCAAAAUUUCUAUUGCUAGAUUUGUCUGACUCAACUGGUUGGCCCAAGACUUUGUUGUGUUUUUUUUUCUAAUGACAGUCAUUACUCAGGAACCAAAAAUGAAUGAUUGUCAUAUCAUAAGUACUUGAAUAUUGAAGGAUGAAGAAUUCAAGGCCUGGUGUCUCAUGGUGCCUAACUAAAUCCCUGUUGUUGUUGUUGUUGUAGCUUUUCCUUGAUCCCUUGAGCAAAUUGUCUCUAAAUGAAGGCAAAAACCACUUUAGGGAAAAUAGGUGUUUAGGUGCAUUUGAAUAAAUAUAUUCCAGCUUUGAGAAGAGACACCAAUGACUCUAAAUCCAUGUAAUGGCCAUGAAUGCUAAACUUCUUUUCACUUUCUCUAGAUCACACACAGUACAGUGCACUUCAAUAUUUUUUGCUUACAGUAAUGUAUCACACUGGUCAGUAUUGCAUGGGAUUACUACCCAUGUAACCCCUCAAUGCAUUGCUGGCUGCAAAUAUUAGCCUGGGCCUCGGAGGAGAGAGGGUGACAGCCUAAGUGAUGAGGCUCAUUAUCUGAGUGAAUCAUGGAUAACCUCUGGAUGCCUUUUGGAGGUCACAGCCAUAUGACCAUGAUUAUACUGUCAUAUAAACCAUUGGUUCCCAACCGUCUUUGACUUAGGAAACCCCCUCAGCUCUGUUUAAAUCCAUACCCCCCACCAGUAAAGGCAGGAUCACAUUGUUUGUCUUUCAAACACAUAUUUUGCGUCAUUUAGACCGGGAAAAAGUCACUGAAGGCAGAAUUAAUUAUGUUUUCUUGAGUUAUUUUACUAGAAAUUACACCUUAAAAUGAUUUUGAACGCAUAACAGAUGACUCAUUUCGCCCAGAGUUCUUGCAUUUGCGCCAAUAUUAUUCCUUGACUGCCUCAUGACCUACAGAUCUGUAGCGCCCCCACCCCACCCACCCAAGGGUAUUUUGCACCCCUGGUUGAUAUGAACAAACAUGGAAACUUUACAUACAGUAUGUACAGUGAUUUGGCAUGACACACUCUUAAUGAGAGAGUUAUAGAGGCCCUAUGCUUGAACAUUUCCAUUUCAGAAGCCUCAAAAGGUCACACAGGCUUAUCCCGUCAUCCCUGCCUGCAAAACAGCUUGUGAAAGAAACAAAUGAUAACAACCAAGGGCUAAACUACAGCCCAUAAUCAGUGUUAAGUGAUGGGGUGCUGGACUUACAUAGUGCAGCUGUUAGUAAAGAUGGCUCCAACAAUGGCAACAAGCUGCUAUUUUGAACUGGAUCGAUGUGAGGUUCUUCUUGGAAAUGACGCACUCAUGAAUGUUAAUUGGCAGAGAAGGAGACCUUUUCCGCCCCGAUACACUCCAUGUGACCAGAACAUAUUGUCACUCAGGGAUCAGACUAUUCAGGGGUGCAACGAUAGGAUUGGUUGUCAAUGUGAUUGACUGGUAAAUGGCUGAGAAACGGUCCAUGAAAACAACAUUUGUGAUGACUCUGGUGGAUUCUGGUGAAUUCAUUUGGCCUUGUCAAAUGUGACUUUUUCUUAAUUAGCUGAACGAUGAUGGAAAUGAACUUGUGUUUAUGUCAGGAGGCUGUUUGGAAUAAAAGAAAAUAAAAGUUGCUUUUGACUCAGAGGGACGUCUCUGAAACAAAGUUUUAGAAAAGUGAUGUCACAUUUCUGGAUGAGUCAUGUUAAUACAUAUCAUUUACAUGUGUUAUGGCAUAUAAAAGC
Thunnus maccoyii (southern bluefin tuna) is the source of this 4778-nucleotide messenger RNA. RefSeq names its product alpha-1,6-mannosylglycoprotein 6-beta-N-acetylglucosaminyltransferase B-like. Gene Ontology annotation, molecular function: alpha-1,6-mannosylglycoprotein 6-beta-N-acetylglucosaminyltransferase activity. The transcript is spliced from 20 exons. Gene Ontology annotation, cellular component: Golgi apparatus. Gene Ontology annotation, biological process: protein N-linked glycosylation. NCBI's taxonomy places the organism in Eukaryota, Metazoa, Chordata, Actinopteri, Scombriformes, Scombridae. The record is from RefSeq and is a predicted model, not a curated record. The coding region runs from base 383 to 2644 and encodes 753 amino acids.